Molecule: messenger RNA, 2510 nt
Organism: Plectropomus leopardus (leopard coralgrouper)
Lineage: Eukaryota; Metazoa; Chordata; Actinopteri; Perciformes; Serranidae
Source: RefSeq, a predicted model, not a curated record
GCUGUGUUGGCUCCACUCAGUGGCCUCUGCUGGGAGAAAAAAAAGGUCCUCCCUCCUCAAUUGUGUUGUUAUUGACCGGCGGAGGGAGAAGAAGUGGGUCGAUAAGUGGACCAGAUUUAUUAGCGGUCCAGAUUGGCUACAGCACACCAAAUGCCGAGAGGAGCCACAGUCAGUGGGACCGUACACCGCGCAUUUCAUUUAGGUUAGAGGAGCGCCAGACAGCGUGUCUGCAAGUGCGGCGCAAUCUCAAGUGGAAGUUUGUGUUUUGUGUGUAAGAGAAGGUAAACCAUCAGGAUGGAUCUGGUCAGACUUGCAGUGUCCAUCCACAUCCUUCUGUGUCCUGCGUGGGCCCGUCACUCUUACAUGGACAGCAUCCUCUCAGCCCGCUCAGGUCUCAGGUUUCUCGAUGAGCCGUUGACUUUUGACCCCUGUUGUCUCAUGUCACCGCCCCCACCACCGCUCUUCCCUCCACCACCUCAGCUGUGGAAACGGGGCAGCCCUGAUGGUAAAAGCCUGUUGGAGCCAAAUGUGUUGGGAGGAAAGGUGCAGGAAAAACAAAAACCUGUGAUACCUGGGUGUUUGCCUGGACCUCCAGGACCUCCAGGACCCAGGGGCCCAGAGGGUCAUGGUGGAUUACCUGGAAUAAGAGGACCAAAAGGGGAGAAGGGAGAAAUUGGACGUCCAGGGUCAAAGGGUCGCAUGGGGGCUCCUGGGCUCCCCGGGAAACAAGGACUACAAGGAUGGCCUGGUCCAGAGGGACCCAAGGGUGAGAAAGGGGAUCCAGGACUCAUGGGGCUACCAGGAUUGAGGGGACCACCAGGAACAAAGGGUUUGCCUGGUUACAAAGGAGAUAAGGGGUCUAAUGGUGACCGUGGAGCUGCAGGACCAAAGGGGGAUAAGGGUUCCAUUGGUUUGCCUGGGAUGCUUGGACAGAAGGGUGAGCAGGGACCAAAGGGAGAGCAGGGAAUCACAGGAAAGCGAGGACCCACCGGACGGCCCGGGAAGAGAGGCAAACAGGGCAUGAAGGGCCAUUCUGGAGCCGCAGGAGUCAUGGGCCCCCAGGGACCCCCAGGUCCAAACGGCCAUCCAGGGCCACCUGGACCACCUGCAUCAGGUCUCUAUCUAGUAGGGGAAAAGGGAGAGCAGGGUCCUCCAGGUCCACCAGGUCGCUGCGACUGUGACUCCACUCUUGGAGAGAAUAAUGCUCGUUUUGGAAGCUACACUCAACGUGGUGGCCUCAGUAAAGUCCCUGCAAUAUUUGUGGUGAAGAGUGAGGAAGAGAUGGACCAGCUACGUCUAGACAAUGCAAUAGCAUUUAGGAAGGAUCAGAGGGUGCUCUACUUCAAAGAUAAAGAUGGAUGGAAACCCAUACAGCCCUUCCAGCCAUUCCAAUCCACAGAAAAAGUCCCGGACAGAGUUGGUGUGUGUGGGGACGGAAAGGUGCAAGCCCAGCACGGAGAGGAGUGUGAUGACGGGAACCAGAUUGUCACUGAUGCUUGUCUCAACUGUAAGUGGGCCUACUGUGGAGAUGGCUACAAACAUGACGGCAUCGAGGAGUGUGAUGGAAAGGACUUUGGUUAUCAGACCUGCAAAUCCUAUCUUCCUGGGUCCUUUGGGCAGCUCAGAUGCACUGACUCCUGCCUCAUUGAUUCCACUGGUUGCAAGUAUUUCACCUGAACUUGGAAAGUGACAGAAAUGACCAAAUUGAGACUUAGCAGUUCUUUUUCUGCUCACGGGGAGUAUACUUCAGAUUUUUUCCUGAGUCUCACCCCUUAAAAAACAACUGAUGGACUGAGAAAGAGUACUUAAGGAAAGCUCUUGUGCCUGCUCUGAGCCACGAACAGUCAUGGGAGCAAGCUCUGAAUGGACCGGAGGUUUAAUUCUUUUACUCACCUCAGGGAGCAGCUUCCUGUUACUGUCACUCCAUCGGCUGCAGCACUGUUAUGGACACUGGCGAUUGUAGGGAACAUUUUAACGAUUGUAUCAUAUGAAAUAGUUACAAUGUGUAUGACUUGCUGACUGUUGAUGCAAAAAUAAGCUGUAUUCUGAACUUCUUUUGUAAUAAGAGAGGAAAAAGAGCCUUUUCCUAAAGAGGAAAUGAUAUUAUUGAUACUAUAUAUACUGUAGUAUGCAAAUCAGGGGUGUGUAAAUGUCUUUAUUCAUGUGCAAUGUAUUACAAAACAUGUAUUUAUGAAGUGCAAUGCUGUGAUAUUGCAUGAAAUGUGUACCAGUGCCCAGCGGACUGCUUUAACCAGUGCUGUAAAUGUACCAGCCAAAGUGUGGCCCCUUUAAAGUGAAUGUUCAAAUACCCCAACAGAAAGAAAAAACGAAUGUCAUAUUGCAACAACUGCAAGAAAAAUACCUGUGAUUAUUGCAGCAGCAUGAAGAAACUGAUCAAUUAAUUCAGAAUGACUCCAAAAUGAAUUCAGUGAAAUGUGAUUAGUGGAUAAUCUGCCUGCAUGACUGUAAAAUUCUUAAAACACUGUACACUAAUAAACAGGGUUCCUACA